AUGUCCUCCAAUUUCGUGAAUGCGACAGGGAUAGAAUGUUUCAUACAGCAGCGCUAUCCCGGCACCUCUCGCGAUGAAGCCUAUGUCAGACUCUUCGACGACCUGAAGCCUCUUAUAAAUCCUGCUGCGGUAGGAUGGCACAACUUCAUACAAGCACUUGCAAUUCUCCUCAACAAGCCAGUUUAUAGUCUCGCUAAAUCUGCAGGUCGUACAGCCCAGCGCAUCCUUGGAGCCGUUUCUCAGAGCCCUUCGGAGACGUCCCAGCCCGUCAAGGAUAAUCCAAAUGACAUCUCGGAUCAGACGAUGAUACAGAUACUUCGCAUUCUCGCAGAGGCUGCCGGAGAUCUUCCAGAAGUGGUAUCAAGUACCGGUUCCGAUGGCAGUGAAGAGUACGAGAUUCAACACAGCUCCCAUGGAGGCGGACCCCGAGUGUUCAGAGUCUUCAAUAACUCCUUCAACGCUGGGCGUGAAUUUACCGCCGUUUUUGCUACCUGUGCUCUGUCGACUACGGCCCUUACUAUACAGACAAAAGCGAAGGAGUUACGGGCCAUCGGAUUAAACCCCAAGGACAUUCCUGAUGAGACAAGCUAUCAGAUGACACCAAUGGUCCAGGGCUGGAAGCUCCACGGCUUCGGAUAUUUCAUCUACAAGUUUGUCGACCAUGAAACUGUGGCUACCGACGGAGAAAAGUCCGCUGGACGUCAUGCCUUUUACGUCUUCAAUCCGACAACCAGUGCCAACGAAGAGUUUAGGACACAGGUCCAAAAGAGGCCCUUACUAGCCUCAUUUGGCGGGAUGUGCUCCGAUCUCGAGGCCGUUUUUCUCCUUAUGUGGCAAAAUCGUCAGUCGCUUCGAAAGACAGACCCGGAAAAUGCAGAUAACGUGAUAUUCCACUUGCUGGUUCCGGCAAAGAGGACUUUCGCUAUUGCAGAGAGAAUGGCUAUCGAUGGUGGAGUGGGGAAGCUGAUUAUCAAAGGACACACGGACGAAGGUGCCUGCUAUGCGUGGUUCAAUUUUGUAUCUUUGCCACGGCAAGUGGUACUACAUGAUGUCGGAAACCUUAACAGAGACUCUGCCGAUCUCGACAGAUCAUGGAAAGGUGAGAAGAGUGGUGCACUUGCAUUCUUCGGCUGCGGGCUUAUGACAAUUAUCACCGGGUAUUUUAUCCCUCCGGCAGCGCCAUACUUUGCUUGGCUGUGUUUUGCAUCGUUGGCAGUGGCAUUGAAGUAUGGCGUAUUGGAUAAUCUGCGACGGAGUUACCGGUCUCCUCCUCGUAUUCUCGGUCCUCCGUCAGAGGUUCGUCGAGAAUGAAAGAAAAAUUGAUAUGUAGUGACUAAAAUGAGAUCUGAUAGUUGUUUGGUUCCCAUUCGAAGAAAUUGAUCGUUCUGGAAAAAUUGUUCUGAUAGUCAUCGUAGAGGUAGCCGAGGGGACUACACAGAAUACUAAAGUAUACUUGAGUGGAC
Messenger RNA from Aspergillus vadensis CBS 113365, 1463 nucleotides. RefSeq lists its product as uncharacterized. NCBI's taxonomy places the organism in Eukaryota, Fungi, Ascomycota, Eurotiomycetes, Eurotiales, Aspergillaceae. The coding region runs from base 1 to 1311 and encodes 436 amino acids. The record is from RefSeq and is a predicted model, not a curated record. The transcript is spliced from 2 exons.